CAAUAUACAUGGUAUUUUCAGUUAAUUCUUCAUUUCUUUCUUUUUUUUUUUUUUGCAGGAAUUGGUGCACUUCAAUGCCACUUGUGCAGUGGAGUUGGCACUGAUCGUCAUUGUGAAUUUCAUCCAUUCUUUGGUCAAACAGGAUUGAGAAAACCCACUAAUUGCGCUUCCCAAUUCUGUCUUGCUGCCAAAGUUAUUGAUUCAGACACAGGAAAUGUGAAAUCUUUUGCCAGACUUUGUGAUAACAUCAAUAGGGGCAACAAAUGUUUCCGUGACUCUAAACUUUUGACCUGUUAUCAAUCUUGUUCCACUGAUUUUUGCAAUAAUGGUAACCCUGACCCCAGUUCUUUGAUCAUAAUAGAUUAUUCUUCAGCUGCACACACUGAAAACAGUUCCAGCCAAAGAAACUCUUCUGGAAACUUUGAUCCAAACCGUAAAAGAUUUCUUAUGAGAAAUAACACUUUUCUUCAAUCAAGCAGGCAAUUGAAAAAGAAGCAUAAUUCUAUCAAGUUAAUAGAUUUUCACUUUGAAGAAGAAAUUGAUGAUGCCAACCCAAAGAGAAAUCUAUCAAUCAGUGCAAUGCCAAUGAAGAAUACAAGUGUAAAUAUAAUAGACAAAUUUAGAAAGAAGCCGUUUGAAAACAAUUCUUUAUCUAGCUUUGGAAAUGUCUUUAUGAAACCACAGCCCUAUUUAAAAGAUGUUGAACUUUACAUGGCAAAUAAUUCUACAAAAUAUCCUCAGACAGCAUUUGAACAAAUUGCACAAAAUCAGUCUCUUAGUAUUACAGAAGAGUUUACACUGAAAAAAUUGUCGACAUUUGCAAAUCUGGCCAACGAUUUCAAUGAAAAUAUUUCUAAAGAAGCAAAUGAAGCUUUUCAUGAGACUUCAACUGAUAAUGUUUCCUUACAUUCAAAAUUUAAUGAUGACGAUGAUGAGGAGGAUGAGGAUGAGGAUGAUGAUGACGACGACGAUGAUAAAACAGCUGUGCAGAAUGAAAUUCUAGCAGAAAGCAAUUUUUCUGACAUGAAUUUGGUAACAAGAAGUGACGGUUCACAACUAAACAAUUCACAGGACAACUUGGCUCUUCAAAAAUGGAUAGAAUUUGAGAUUUCUCAAAGGAGCCAACAAAAUGGUACAGUUGUAUUGGAAGAAAUUGCCUUAAACAAUACUUCAUCACUAGCAGAAGUGUUGAAAUCACUGUUGUCACAUAAUCAAACCUUGCAGAACAACUUCAUCACAGAUAUUUUGAACAACAGUUCCGCAGUGAAUACAUUAACUCUUGCUUCUACAGUAGCAACCAAACAGCAGGAACUGCCCUUGGCUGAUGCUGUCUUCUUAUCUUCUGAUUCAAAUGACAUCAUAAAUGGCAAGAAAAAAUUAAAGAACAAUGAGAAAAAAAUGGCUUUUGAACGUAAAACAGAUAUUGACAAAAAGGAAACAUAUAAAGAAAAUGAAUUGAAAAGAAGAAAAAAUGUCACAGCAAAACACAAAACUAAUGUUACUGCAAAUAAAUCUACCAUGAAUAAUGGGAUGGAAAUAUUAACAAGCAAACCAGAACUUCUCUUUGUCUGCUUGCUAAAGUUAUCAGCUCUAAUAUUGUUCUAGUAGAUGCCUUAAGAAAUCCAUUUCUGUGUUACAAUAAUAUUUGCAGAAAAUGUUUUUUAAACACAAAAUAACCAAAUUUAUCGAUCAUAUUUCAUAUUUCAAUUGCAAUUUCGUUUUUUUUAUUGUUUUUUUUUUCAAUGUUUUUCUUCCUUAUCUUUUUCUUUCUUCCUACAAGAGUAAUAUUUAUGACAUAACAAGCUAUUUGUUGUUACCGAAUUCUUUAUAUUAUGUAACAUCACACUGAAGACCAUCAGUUUUCUCAGAUACAUGGAAAUAAUAAUUUUUUUUUUUUUUUAUAUUUCAUAAAUUAAAUAAAUGUAUCAAUCAUUUAAUUUAGCAAAUAAAGAUAUU
Messenger RNA from Octopus bimaculoides (California two-spot octopus), 1956 nucleotides. RefSeq lists its product as uncharacterized. The record is from RefSeq and is a predicted model, not a curated record. Lineage: Eukaryota; Metazoa; Mollusca; Cephalopoda; Octopoda; Octopodidae.